GGAUGUAAACGGCGUUCAGUCGGUGUGAGCUCCGGGCGCGCGCGCAGUGGUCCACCUCCUCUCGGCCGAAGCGGUUCUCUUUCACGUGGUAACGACGCACGAGCCACUUCAUCGUCUGGAGAGGACAAUGUCUGCUGCGGGACAACCUUCAGGCUAAUUGGUGUGUGCGUCUCGGGGGGACGUCAUAUUUUUAUUUUUUAUUCAAAGUCGGCGACCAUCCCGACUUGACCCUGGGGAAGGACUCUGCAGUGAAGGGUCUUCCACCGACAAUCACACACACACACCGGGGGAAGUCACACACACGCACUCUUGGUUACACACGCCGAGACGCAUCCGUGCAGACACACACACACACACACACACUCGCACGCAGGACCCCUGAGCAGGAUGAGGCAACCCUGGAGGUGCCUGCUGGCCCUGUGCCUCCUGGCGUGCUGGGCUUCCGCCCACAGCGUCGCCAAUCCCUUCGCGGGGCAGCAGACCCCGCCGGACCCUUGCUACGACGACACCGGCGCGGCCCGCCGCUGCAUCCCCGAGUUCAUCAACGCCGCCUUCGGCCAGGACGUGGCGGUGUCCAGCGCGUGCGGCCGGCCUCCGUCGCGCUCCUGCAGCGCGGUGGAGCGCGGCGACCAGCGGCCCUCGGUGCGCACGUGCCAGAUCUGCGACGCGGCCGACCCUCGCCGCGCCCGCCCCGCCGCCUACCUCACCGACCUGAACUCGGCGCACAACCUCACCUGCUGGCAGUCGGAGAACCUGAACACCUCGCCGCACAACGUGACCCUCACCCUGUCCCUCGGCAAGAAGUUUGAGAUCACGUACGUCAGCCUGCAGUUCUGUUCCCCGCGGCCCGAGUCCCUGGCCAUACACAAGAGCAUGGACUACGGCAAGACCUGGGUGCCCUACCAGUUCUACUCCUCCCAGUGCCGCCGCAUGUACAACCGGCCCAACAAAGCAUCCAUCACCAAGCAGAACGAGCAGGAGGCCCUGUGCACCGACGGCCACACCGACCUCUACCCGCUGUCCGGAGGACUCAUCGCCUUCAGCACGCUGGACGGACGGCCCUCCGGCAAAGACUUUGACAACAGCCCCGUCCUCCAGGACUGGGUGACGGUCACUGACAUCCGCGUGGUCCUCAGCCGGCCCCAGAUGCCCCGGGAGCUGGGGCCGGGGGCCGGAAGCAACGGCGGCGGGAGGGACGACGACCCCGUGGCGGUGACAACGACGCUGCCGACUUAUUUCUAUGCGGCGGGAGACUUCCAGGUGGGUGGGAGGUGCAAAUGCAACGGACACGGCUCGCGCUGUCUGAAAGACAAGGAAGGCAAACUGGUGUGUGACUGCAAGCACAACACCGAGGGACCCGAAUGCGACCGCUGCAAGCCCUUUCACUACGACCGGCCCUGGCAGAGGGCCAAUGCCCACGAGGCCAAUGAGUGUCUGCCGUGCAACUGCAACCUCCACGCCCGCCGCUGCCGGUUCAACAUGGAGCUGUACAAGCUGUCGGGGAGGAAGAGCGGCGGCGUCUGCAUGAACUGCCGCCACAACACCGCCGGACGCCACUGCCACUACUGCAAGGAGGGCUUCUACCGAGACCUGGCCCGACCCAUCAGCCACCGGCGAGCGUGCAAAGCCUGUGACUGCCACCCUGUGGGCGCGGCGGGCAAGACGUGCAACCAGACCACCGGCCAGUGCCCCUGCAAGGACGGCGUCACCGGCAUCACCUGCAACCGCUGCGCCAAGGGCUACCAGCAGAGCCGCUCGCCCGUGGCGCCCUGCAUCAAAAUCCCAGUGGUCAUCCCCACCGUGGCGGUGAGCAGCACAGAGGAGCCAGCAGAUUGUGAGUCCUACUGUAAACCGGUGAAGGGCAACCUGAAGAUCAACAUGAAGAAAUACUGCAAGAAGGAUUACGCGGUGCAAGUGAACGUGCUGGACAUGGAGACGGUCGGCGACUGGGCUAAGUUCUCUGUGAACCUGGUGUCGGUGUACAAGAGCCGCGGCGAGCCGCUGAAGCGCGGCGCCAGCGUCCUGUGGGUGCACAUGAAGGACCUGGCCUGCAAGUGUCCCCGCAUCCAGAUGAGCAAGCGGUUCCUGGUGAUGGGCGGCGGCGACGGCGGCACGGGGGCGGGUCCCGGGGGCGGUCCGGGGGCGGAGCCCGUGGGCCUAAUGGCCGAUAAGAACAGCCUGGUGAUCCAGUGGAGGGACGUUUGGACGAGGCGCCUGAGGAAGUUCCAGCGCAAAGAGAAGAAGGGGAAGUGCGGCAAAGCGUGAUGGGAGAGCGGCGAUCCUCCCCCCCCCCCAUCCUCCCUCACCCCCCGUCUCCCCAUCACAGGAACAUCAGACAGACUGCAUGUCCCCGACCUGUUUUAAGGACCACGUUUUGUGUAUAUUGUGUAAUUAUUUUCCCUUUUUUUAUUUUUCACGGUUUGUCUUUAUGCCGGUUGUCUUUUUUUGUUUCUCCAACUGGUUUGCCUUAAAAAGGGACCGUUAAAAAGGGUUUGAAGUGUAGACGAACGCAGACGCCAUUCCCUCCCUCGACGACGACGGCAGCAGAGAUGUCCACUCGACCCCACCCCCGCUGCCCACGACCCCCUGACCCCCACCGACUGUCUCCUGCCACUCUGUUGGACAUAAGAACACUCCACACACUUCUGAGGAUUUUAUUCCACAGUGUUGUCGACGAGCUGCUCCUCUUAAGCUCCUCCUCCUCCCGUUUCAACUCCAUCGACGUUUGCCGUCGAUCGGCCGACUCCUUCAGGUCUCUGCCGUGACGUCUGCGGACUGUGACGUUGACGCUCUGGUCCCGUGAGGAGCCGAGGACCCCCGGACCCCCGUAUGCGGGGGACGGUUUCCACAGCGAACCUCAGCCCCCCCCCCCCACCACCACCACCACCACCGCCGCCCUCACAGAACUCUUGUAUCUGCGAGUGUUUGAUGCCGCUGCUCAUCGUAGAGUUUAUAUGUUUUUGUGUGGCUACUUUUAUCUCAUCCGACCAUAACCCACCUCGUCCUUGAGAGAUAUCCUGUUGUUUCAUUUGAGGCAAAACAAACCCCGGGAGCAUGUGUGAGUAACAUUCCAGCCCCCCCCCCCCCCCGGACUGUCCUCUUCCCCACUAGGCCCUGGUUUAUAAAGUCAUGCAUCACCAUCAUGACUCGUUGCUUGGCACUUUUUUUCUGCAGGAAAGACGAAGCGUGUGGACGACUGUCUGGAAUGUCGGAACAAUACCAAUAUAUCCACAGAGACUUUUUGUUGUUGUUGCUUUAUGGAUAACGUCUUCCGCUGGGCAGCGGCCUUCCAGAUGUUGCCGUGUGUCACUCGUCUGUAUUUAAACCGUCUGAACAUUUUUCUGAAGGCGUCCCGUGACCGGCAGGCUUCUGUUUGCCGAAAUAAGAGAUGGAAACGAGAGUUCCUUUUCAUGAAGUAAAAAGAAAACGGUCGGAUAAACAACCGAAUUGUGUUUUUCUCGAGCGUAUUUUGACAAAAUGAAUGAGGCUGGAAAGUUUUUCGUGCUCCCCGAUUGUAUUAUGACACGAGAGGAUCAGAUUUCAUUCCUCAUGGGCUCUGUUAUGUUUGCAUGUUUGUGGUUUUUGCUGGUCCAUCAAAACCUCGCAGCGAAGAACCGAACUAGCAUGAGCACAGGGAUCCAAAGCAAAACGUCCCAAGUUAUCUCCCCACACACACACACACACACACACACACAGGCCCUGUCAUCCUCUGCCAAAUAAGCAUAGUCCCGUUUUUUCAAUUCAAUUAAGAAACGAUGGAAGUCGGGACCAACAAAAACCACAGAGAGCCCUCUGGUUGCUCUCAAGCUUUUUAUCUGCCUCUUUUUUUUGUUGCUGUUAUUUCAUUUUUGUAAAGCACAUUACGAUUUAUUUAAAUAGAGUACAAGAUAAACAGCAGGUUUGGAGGGGGCGCAUCCAGCCGGCAGUGCGUGUGCGGAUCGGCAUGUCGUGCUCGGCGAGCGGUGGCGCUCCUCUGGCCGCGGCGGUAUGUUUGGUUUGUCAUCCUCCUCAAAGUGUCUCUCCUCUGCUCUCUUUUUCUUCUGUCAGCCACCACCCUCCCCCAAACUCCCCCCCCCCUCUUUUUUUAACCCAUUUGUGCAUGUUGUGUAUUCAGUGUCUUUAGAUAAGUGUCGGCCGAACCCCCUCCGGGGCGUACGCCACUGCACCAGAGCUCCUGUUGUCAGAAUGCAUGUCCAGCUGUGAAGAACACACAAUCAGACCGCACACCUCACACAGGUGUGCGGUCUGAUCGUAAGCGCUGAUGAAAUGACGUCGCCGAGCGUAAGAGUGUGGACCUCGGGACAGCAGAGGCCGGUGUAACUCUGAAGGAAUGUCGAUGGGUGUUGUGGAUAUUCAUACUUAUCUGUCUCCUUAAGGACAUUUAGAUUUUCUACUCUCCCCCAAAAAGAAACCCGUAGCCAAAAUUCGAUAUAAAAAGAGCAACGAAGGUCAAAAGAAGGCCGGCAGGUUGCACGGGACACGAUUCCCACCGUUGGAAUUUCGCAGAAAUGCAGAAGCAAAGCGUCCAUGAUGUGCGUGUUGGCCGUCAGACGGGUGGCGCCCUCGCCGCGGCGUGAGGACGGCGUGACUCUGAUCGACGGUCGCGGCGCGGGCCGGCGAGGCCUCAUGGCGCUCUGCUCAACGCUAGAAGGAACUGUGGCGUCCUUAACGCUCGGCGUAGAAAAGAAAAAAGCGCCCACCCUGACUGUUGGAUCACAGAUGAGAAGUAAGAGGCCAGAUGUUGUUUGUUGGGGUGAAGCGUCGUCUUGUGGACGCUCUUCAGAGCCGUCCCGUUGCUUUACGGUCACAAGCUCAGCAGAUUGGCGGUGGAGCUCCGGCCGUAACGGCUUUGCUCUGUUUCAUCCCGGCAUGGCAUUCACAGGUGUGUGUAAUGAACCAUACCAUGUAAAACAAGUGUGCACAGUGAGAGAGGUGAGAGCUCUCGGCUGAAGGCAGACCUCCUCGACUUCUCCCCCAGUCCCGGUUCCCAUGUCUUCCCGGUUCACUUCCAGUCUCGCGGUUGUUUAAUAAGUCUUGACAUUUUUUUUUCCGAUGUUGUAAAUACGUACCGAAGCGCGUUGUGUUUUUGUGAAGCGUCACUCGGCCUCGGAUGAUUCUCGUGUGGAUGUAGGAAGCAGGUGAUGCUCUCCGGUCUGUGGAAACCAGGAACAUGCGUCUGUGAUCACGGCCAGAAGAUUACGUGGUUCAGAUAUUACAGUGUAUUCAUUUGGGGGGGGGGGGGGGGGGUUAUACGUUUACAGACAACCGCCGCAACUGUAAAUGACUUUGAGGAUGGAUGGCCGAGCGGAGCGCCACCUCCUCCACUCGGUCCUGUGAUGCUCACUCACACACGGUUCACUGGAGGGAUCCUUCCCUCGCUCCGCUCUUCACUUCUGGUAUAUCAAAGUCUUCCUUGUACAUUUUGUUUUUCUCUGAGGCGAUGAACCACUGACUUUUUAAUCUAAAUGAUAAAAAAAUAAAUUAUUAGUUAAUGA
Messenger RNA from Pseudoliparis swirei, 5495 nucleotides. RefSeq names its product netrin 2 (gene ntn2). Bases 388 to 2265 code for a protein of 625 amino acids. The transcript has 7 exons. The record is from RefSeq and is a predicted model, not a curated record. Lineage: Eukaryota; Metazoa; Chordata; Actinopteri; Perciformes; Liparidae. Gene Ontology annotation, molecular function: protein binding.